Molecule: messenger RNA, 3611 nt
Organism: Triplophysa dalaica
Lineage: Eukaryota; Metazoa; Chordata; Actinopteri; Cypriniformes; Nemacheilidae
Product: transcription factor TFIIIB component B'' homolog
Exons: 24
Coding region: 135-3473 (1112 amino acids)
Biological process (GO): RNA polymerase III preinitiation complex assembly
Cellular component (GO): transcription factor TFIIIB complex
Molecular function (GO): TFIIIC-class transcription factor complex binding
Source: RefSeq, a predicted model, not a curated record
GCUGUAUGGUGUUGAUACCGGUGCGAAGAGCAGUUUCUGCAGGGGUACCAUGCGGCAGCCACAAACACAUCUUUUAACUCCAAAAUCACAGUGACAGGGUUACAAGGGCGUUUGAACCGAAUUCCCCAACAAAGAUGCGAAGAGCAAGGAUAAGUAUUAAGCCUAAUGUCAAGCCAGGGGGUCGAGCUGUGGCCCCUACAGCAGAAAGCACGACUUCUCAAGAGUCGGCAGCUGUUGACAACACCCCACAAAAACAUACAGGAGAGAAAACAGACACACCGUCAGCCUCUCAACAGUCUCACCUGGAAGUGAAAGGGCCUGCUGUGGCAACAGGAGAUGGAAAUGUUCCCGGCUGCCCCUCAGAGAAAGCAUCUGUUAACACAGGUGAUGGAGUGCCCUCUAGUGCCAUUACACCUGCAGCUACAGCACUUCAGAGGAGGAGCAGGAUUUCUGCCACACCAAACCUGGCCAGACCCAAAGUCCGUUCUGUUCCCCCUGCAUCCACUGAAAAGAAUGCUUCUCUUCCGUCAGUGCCAUCCAAGUCUUCUCCUGAGCCCCCCGUUCCAUCUGCUACCAGCAGAGAUGAUUCUCAAAACUCUACAUUGUCAGAUUCCAUCCUUAAACAGACUAAUGCAACAAUCAACAGCACUCCAUCUUCACCUUGUCAUGAGCCUUCUGUCCAGAAUACAUCAACGUCUUCUACACAGCUUCAACAAGAGCUCUUUCGUACUCCCAAGAAAUCCUGUUCCGGACCCAAGGAAGCAGUCAGUCCAUCUUCAUCCAUCACAUCGCCAUGUAUAAAGUUGUCACGUUGUUAUGGACCAGGUCCUCCGCUAAGCAAUUCUGAAAUGUCGGACAAGCAGCGAGUUUUGAAAGCCCUCAAACUGAAAGAACUUAUGAAGCUGGAGAGGAGGAGAGAAUUGAUGAAGCGAAAGAGUGGACGGCGUAUGUGUGAGCACAGCGAUGAAGUGGAUUUAGGCAAAAUGACCCUAGCUGACUUCAUUUAUUACCUACCAGAAACAAACCCUAUGACGUCCUCCUUUUCCACGGAGGAGGCUCCAGCAGAGACCGUUGUUCGACCAUCACCCAAGGUGCCACCAAAGUUGGUAGAACCAGAAAAGGAAGAGAAUGAUGAUGAUGAUGAUGAAGACGACGACUUGAUGGUUCCCAAAGUCAGGGUAGCUGAGGAUGGCACGCUGAUUUUAGAUGAAGACAGUUUGACAGUACGUGUCCAGAGGACAUCUGACACAGUUGUUGAGGAUGCAACUCCACUGUUUGAGAGAGGCAAUACUACAACUUACAUGAGCUUCAGAAAGAACUACCAUGUGAAGAUUUGGUCUGUCAGAGAGACAGAUAUGUUCUAUUUGGCCAUUAGUAUGGUCGGAACAGACUUCUCUAUGAUGGCUCAGCUAUUGACACACCGAAACAGAGCUGAAAUUAAGAAUAAAUUUAAAAAGGAGGAGAAAACGAAUGCGUGGCGGGUGGAUAAAGCACUCCAAAACAAGCGGCCGUUUGACAAUGAGUUUUUCAGUUUUCUGCUGAAGAGGGUCUUGGAGAAAGACAAAAAGAGAGGCAAAUCUAUUAAACUGGUUGUAAAACCCAAUAAAGCAAAUAAAGGCAAAGGUGGCAAAAAAGGCAAAAAGCAUGAGGAUCAAGAAAUUGGUGAUGAUAUUCAGGAUGAGGUGGACUUUGGAGAUAAUGACUCUCUUGAUUUAGAAAAGGAGAAUGAAGACCAUAAUAACGUGAAGGUAUCUGACGUUACAUCCAGCAAAAAGCGUAAGCGCAAAAGAGAGUCUGGGCCCAAAGGGUCGCCUGCUGAGAAAACAUGCAAGCGAAAGAAGAAUAAGACGAAAUCCAAAAAAGGUGAAGAAAGCAACUGUUUACAAGUGGAAGAUGACUCUGUGAAUGCUGAGAAUGAAGAUCCAUCAUUGAUGCCCCUAUCAAAAAAGAAACGGAAACGUUCAAGAAAGGGUGAAGAAAAGAGCUGUGAAGAGCUAGAAGACAAACGCAAGGCAAAAAGGAACAAACAGGCAGUUAAAGUAUCAGAUGAACAAUCUCUUGAUAUUGAUGGAGAAAACAGUCAAGCCAGUAUAGAGCUCAAGCCUACUGAUACAUCUAAGACAUGCAAGCGCUCCAAAAAGUGUAAAGAGGAAACUGCAAAAGGAAAACGCAAAACCAGAAAGAGCAAAAAAUCUUCUGAAGAGUGUACUGGAGAUGAGCUGAAUGAUGUUAGUAGUGAAGUCUCCACAGCAGGACCUGAUGCUGAAGAGGAUAAAGGAGACAAGCCCACUCCAGACAUAGCAUCUCAGGAGGAGACUCCGGAACACACUUCAAAAAGAAGCAAGAUGCCUUUGCCAAAAAUUCCCAAAAGAAAAGCUAAAAAAGGCUCUGUGUCAUUUGCACCGUUGGAGGAUGAAGAUGCGGCACCAGAAGGUCAAGAUGCAAACUGCAGAAAAGCAGACAGUGAGUUCCAAGUCGACAGUCUUGUAGAUAGUCAGCUCCAGAAACAGGCAGUUGUUGUUCUGGAGAGAGUUCCUCCAAGUCCAGACCAGUCGCAGACCGCAGAGAGCCUGCAGGGUACUCCUGAUAGGCAGACGAGAGUAGAAAUGGCCAAACAGAAUCUAAUUGGUUCAGAAAGAGAGAAGAACGAGAUUGGAAAGAUGGACAAUUGUCAAACUGCCUCGGGGUCAGAUACAUCAGCAAAGAACAUGACAAUGACUACUUUGGCCUGCCAGGAUGACAACCAAGAAUCUAAAACGAUUGAGGAAGAUCAACACAUGAAAGGGGAUUUAAGCAUGCAGACAGAAGUUUCGACAGAAGUAAAUGAUCAGGUGCUUUUGAAAAGACCAGUUGUCAUGCUGUCUCAUGAAGAAGUGCACCACUACCUUGAAGUCCAUACAAAAACUGAAGAGAAUUCAUCAGCCUCUGAAAGUCACCUAGAUGCCGUAUCUGCCAAAGUCAAAUCGGUGGAGGAGCAUAUGGAUUGUCAUGUGGAGAAGUCUGCUUCUGGGGUUGCUCUAGAGGAGAAGGUCUCUCAAUAUCCAGGGUUGAAGGAAUCUGCCUCGACUUCCCCCCAGCAAUGCAUUGCACAAAAAAGGAGAAGGUUCGCCAAGCCCACACCUAAUCUCAGCAGAUCACAACAGACCGAGGAAAAGCCACUGAUCUUGCAGACAACCGAAUACAUUGAUGACAAUCCAGACAGCCUGCGUUCCUGUCCUGUGGAAGACGCAACGACUCCCCUGAAUAAAUGCCCGGCCAGUCCCGAGGAACAUCCCACAUCUUCUGAGACUUUAAAGGAGGACUUUCAGGAUCUGAGGGUGAAUGAAUCUAAGCAGGACGGUAUCGAAACCACAAUAGAUGAUGUUCUUUCCUUUUCAUCAGAUGAAGAAAAUCCAUUAGUCGAGCACGAAUGUUGUCCAGGAGAUUUUGUCCUUCCUGGAGAGACCAAAUCUUCCCACCACAUUGUCAGAUGAAGAUGUUGCUAAAUGCAUAGACCCGCUUGAACUAGCUCUGUCUGAGACCUGGGAGAAUAAAGAGCAAAUAACUGAUCUUGAGGAUUGUGAUUCACAUUCAGAAACGAUGACUGAGGAACCUCUGGAGCUGAUUGUUCC